Cucurbita pepo subsp. pepo (vegetable marrow) is the source of this 621-nucleotide messenger RNA. RefSeq lists its product as uncharacterized. Lineage: Eukaryota; Viridiplantae; Streptophyta; Magnoliopsida; Cucurbitales; Cucurbitaceae. The record is from RefSeq and is a predicted model, not a curated record.
CCGAAUUAAAUUAAUUUCUUCAUUCAUUUUGUAAAAGUGGAUGGGCUGAAUUUGAACCAUCUGCCUAUAAAAAUGGAUGUGGGUAAUUUAGUGGGCUUUUUUGGGCCUGGGUCACUUUCCAGAUCACAUAUUGGAGGCCCAAAUUGGUUGGGCUUAGGCCCAACGGACAUUAUAUUGGGCUUUUCAAAAUUAGGGCUUAGGUUAUGGGGCGGGUGCUCUACGGUUGGGCUAUGGUCUUGGUUUCUCCCGCCAAGAUCUCAUGUUUUAACGGUCUUCUUCAUCCAACAUUUUGUCCUUUCCCUUCUCGCGUAACCUUCGUCAAUUGUAACUUAACUUUGUCCGUCGGUUACAGAAGCAAUCCCAUCGUGGCCGAGUAUGUAUGCCUAGAUCCGGUAGCGGAAUUUGUAGUAAUCGAAACGCAGAGAUUUAAGGAGCAGGUGUCGGAGAAGCUAGCGAAGGAUCGUGAGACGAUUGUGGAGGCAGAUGAUGAAGGAAAAACGGUAUGCUUCAUCACAAAGAUACUCCAAUACAGUGUCAAUUUCAUUGAUAUCUUUGUUGCUAUACAAAUGACUUAUUUCUCUCAAUACAUGAAUCAUUCUGGGGCUGUGGUUUUACACUGAA